Molecule: messenger RNA, 378 nt
Organism: Staurois parvus
Lineage: Eukaryota; Metazoa; Chordata; Amphibia; Anura; Ranidae
Source: the annotation of a GenBank genome assembly
CACGCUGCCAUUUGCAGCUUUAGGUGUCAAUCACUGGGUUCCGGCUGGUGAUUUCUUGCCGGCACCUGAUGAUCACCGAGUAUCUCCAACGGGGGAGAGAUCUGUGUAUAAACAACACAGAUCUCUCCCGUCAGCUCCUGCACACUGCUUUGUAUGGCUCUGCAUAGCAGAGCCAUACAAAGCACACACAGCCUCAUAGUAAAACAGCACAGAGUUAACCCUUUGAUCGCCUCACAUGUUAACCCCUUCUUUCCCAGUGCCAUUAGUACAGUGUCAGUGCUUUAUAUUAGCACUGAUCACUGUAUUGGUGUCAUUGGGGAUGUCAGUAACACCAAGUCAGUUCCCCCCAGUGUCAGAAUUCCUGCCGCAGUCCCGCUA